This is a messenger RNA of Paramacrobiotus metropolitanus, 2202 nucleotides long. RefSeq lists its product as uncharacterized. The coding region runs from base 149 to 1972 and encodes 607 amino acids. NCBI's taxonomy places the organism in Eukaryota, Metazoa, Tardigrada, Eutardigrada, Parachela, Macrobiotidae. The transcript is spliced from 4 exons. The record is from RefSeq and is a predicted model, not a curated record. Gene Ontology annotation, molecular function: protein binding.
CAAUAAUUCCUGUAUUAAGAAUUAAGUCUUUUCAUUCCGUCAUACUCGUAUUUAUGCGGGAUAACUUGCGUUUGUCUUGAUCGUGUCACGGGGCUUUAUGCGCUUUCCGAACUAAAGGUGAACAACGUCUCCGUACUCUCCGUCCGCGAUGUACAGAAACAUUUGUCGGCGUACGCGCGUGGAUGUUUUGGGCGACGAUGAUGUGUUUCGUACUGGACGCGUUGUGGACGUGACGAAAGAUGGGCUCGUCAUCGAUUUCUUUUGUCCCGACCAACGACGCCGGUAUAUCCCUUUCGACCGGAUUUUCCUAAAUAUCAAACCAUUGAAGGAAAAGGACCUGGCUGAUGCGUACGCUUCCAUCAAACCCGGCACGACCAUUCCCGUGGAGGUGCUGAUGCCCGAAACACCCGCCGGUCCCUGGGUUUGGUUUCGAGCUGAAAUCGUCAAUGUGGCGCGCCUUAUUCAUCACAACGCAUACAGAGUAGCAGUUGUGCAAUGGGUGCAGGACGGGACGCAUACGGACGUGGUACCGCUGGAGCGACUGCGUUGGAGAGUGCCAAACGAUUGGAGGGUCUCUUUUGGCCAAAGAGCUCCAGUCCAGCCUUCGGGUUCAAACAAGCGGCACAACGGUAACUCCAGAUUUUUGAGCAGACUGGCCACUCAGUUUGAGCCAGUCGAACCAGGAACAUUCGAGAAGCUCAAACUGCCGUUUCCGGAAGACUGCCGCGAUGUAGAUAUCGACAAAGUGCUCCGGUACUUUAACGGCAAAGGGUUUCGCAUUAAAUUGCUGGAUUACGGUUUAGUUUCGUUCGUGGGUGCAGUGAGACAACACGCUUUGUACAUUUGGCCACGUCUGCCUGAGCCUCUGAAACCAGAUGUCCAUGCCCACUUUGAGUACGAACUCACUGCAUGCCAUGAAGCGUUAGUCUCACGUGUACGAGAGAUCCGUGGGCUGAUGACCGAAGAACGUGAUUUCUCUGUGGAACGUAAGGAAUUCGAUGAUAUCCGCUGGCUUACGCCCUCUGUGUUGCUGGAAGUGCUUUCCCAUUUGGAUAUUAGGACGCAAACUGGAUUACGUAGAGUGUGUCCUGGAUGGACCAACAUCUUGGAAUCACUUGAGUUGACGGCCUCUAUCGUUAUCACAAAUCCUUACAGUAACUGUCAGACAGAUGAUGCCGCUAAUCGCACGCAGCUGCAUUACUUUCUGGCUUUACUUAUUUUCAAAUGCCUUCGCCAAUCCACACAGUACAUUGUUGUGGAUGGUCGCAAAGGGUGGAUGAAUACCGGCGAUUUUCUGAAGCUGACUGAGAUGAUACACUACAUUGGCAGGAAAACUGGAAGUCGACUGCGAACCAUGUAUUUAGUUGGGCUCCGCUUAGAACUGCAGUUCGGCAACACGCUGGACGCGGAGUAUUAUGAGUUUUCCUAUGAUAAGUGUCCGCUGCAUCGACUCAGUGAUAACGCGGAAAAAAGUACAUCUGCUCCUUCGCCUAACUAUCGCCUUGUCGAUUUCAUCGCAGGCUGUGGCGAUUUGCCCUGCGAUGCCAUUCAGCUAGUUAACUGUACCGUGGAACUGAUUUAUGCGAAGAUACACGGGUGGUUAAAAAUCCAGAUGUGGCUUGAGAUGCCAGCGGUUCGGCUGCCGUUGAUUGGCGAUGUGGGCAGCGUGACAUGGGAAGCACUGGAGAAAUCCACGCCGAAGCGUUGUGAGGAAACGCACCGUAUGCUAAGAGAGUGGUUGGCGUGCGUCACUGCUAAGGAGAACCUGGAUGCGGAGCGGGGACUGGUUUGCAGGGCGUUGUGCGCGACACAGUCAGCCGACCCGCGUCCAUCCUCGCAUUACCGCGGCAAAGAGUGGUGCGUUGACGGUCUGAAAGAUCUCCAGCUGAGUGAACUGUCUGCGAUUGCGCUGGACAUCCUGAUCGAUCUGGCGGAUUAUUUUCAUCAAUUUUUGAAGAGCGAUGAUGAUUGAUGACUAGAAAGAUGGUUACGGUUCGCGUAAUACACACGAAAGCCUAUUGGACAGAUAACGCGUCCGCAAUCGGCAUGGGAAGAUUGUUGAAUAUUGCGACGAGCAAUCUCUCUGCUAUAGAUUGGCUUUGUCCUUUUUUCGGAAGUUAUUGUGUUUUGUUUUAUGAUGUUGUUCUUUGCUUUUGUUUAUUUUUGAAGUUGUUUCAACCCGGCACACUUCCUGUACCUGUA